AUGAAAUCGAGCGGUCUUCUACUGGUUGUGUGGCUUGGAUUGACAACUAAUACAGUUGCUGUUGACGUUGCCCGAGCGAUUCUGCAUCCACGAACAUUCGAGGAUUCACUAUGUAUUUAUGUGGUGGCUAUAUUUGUUGGUGGAUGGAUCACCUUGUUAACCUUCGUUUUUUCUUAUUGGUUGUACUUCCGAGCUCCAGUUCCACAGUAUACGUAUCAACUCGUAACAGGAGGAUGCGUUCCGGUAACGCCUGAUAUUUACUCUGGAUCGGAAGGUGUGGAUCGUGCAGGUGUAGACGUCUCACCACGCGAUCAUCGCGGCGGCGGCGAAUCAGUUGAAGUUCAUCCAAACUGUGAGCCGUUCGUGUACGCUGAACAAGCAACGCAGCAAGUGUCUUUGGGGGAGACGCCCACGCAGGAAGAUUAUGAGAUGUAG
This is a messenger RNA of Necator americanus (New World hookworm), 435 nucleotides long. RefSeq lists its product as uncharacterized. The record is from RefSeq and is a predicted model, not a curated record. Lineage: Eukaryota; Metazoa; Nematoda; Chromadorea; Rhabditida; Ancylostomatidae. Bases 1 to 435 code for a protein of 144 amino acids. The transcript is spliced from 4 exons.